GGUAAGCCCAGCAGAACCCAAAGGACUCACUCCAUGGAGAGAUGCUCGGUGAUGAAGGCAGCCAACGGCUCCCAGGAUGGCUUGGAUUUCAACCCCAUGAAGGAUUACAUGAUUCUGAGCAGUCAGCAAAAGAUAGCUGUUGCCGUGUUGUGCACCCCACUGGGCCUGCUAAGCGCCCUGGAGAACCUGGCUGUGCUCUACCUGAUCCUGUCCUCCCGCCGGCUCCGCAGGAAGCCCUCAUACCUGUUCAUUAGCAGCCUGGCUGCCGCUGACUUCCUGGCCAGUGUAGUCUUUGCUUGCAACUUUGUAAAUUUCCACGUCUUUCAGGGCGUGGAUUCCAAGCCUGUCUUUCUGCUGAAGAUUGGCAGCGUGACCUUGACCUUCACAGCCUCUGUAGGCAGCCUGCUGCUGACCGCCAUCGACCGCUACCUCUGUCUGCGCUACCCACCUACAUACAAAGCCCUACUCACCCGUGGGAAGGCACUGGUGACCCUGGGCAUCAUGUGGGUCAUCUCAGCGUUGGUCUCCUACCUGCCCCUCAUGGGAUGGACUUGCUGUCCCAGUCCCUGCUCUGAGCUUUUCCCUCUGAUCCCCAAUAACUAUCUGCUGGGCUGGCUCCUGUUCAUCACCUUCCUCUUCUCUGGCAUCAUCUACACCUACGGGCACGUCCUCUGGAAGGCCCAUCAGCAUGCAGCCAGCCUGGCUGAGCACCAGGAUGGGCAGGUGCCAGGAAUGACCCGGAUGAGGCUGGAUGUGAGGUUGGCCAAGACCCUGGGGGUGGUGCUGGCUGUUCUCUUCAUAUGCUGGUUCCCGGCACUAGCCCUCAUGGCCUAUAGCCUGGCCACCCCUCUGAGUGACCAGGUCAAGAAGGUCUUUGCCUUUUGCUCCUUGCUCUGCCUUGUCAACUCCAUGGUCAACCCCAUCAUCUAUGCCCUGCGGAGUGGGGAGAUCCGCGCCUCUGCCCACCGCUGCCUGGCCUGCUGUCGGAAGCACCUGAGAGGCCUCGGGCCUGAAGGAAAAGAAGACGUCCCGAGGUCCUCAGUCAGCGAGACAGAGGCUGAUGGGAGAGUCACCCAGUGGGCAGAUUCCUGAGGUCUAUACUGCUCUGACUGCUGAUGCGGUCUCUUUGUUCAGAGUUUUGAACAAAGCAAGUCAGAAAUCAUUUCACUUCCUGGAGGAGAGAGAGCAGUCUUGACCCUCUCAUCUUACUUGAACCAGCCCCAGAGGCCUUGACACCUACCCUUUUUUGCUGAUGAGAGUUGGCAUCCCCGGAGAGUGCCUGGUCCUGCUUAUCUGCACAGCUGGGCCCUGUUGGGAGUGGUAACGUGAGCAGGAGGCAAGACAUCUUGGACAGGCUCAGCGCAUGUCAGGUCAGGAAAACCUCCUCAACAAGAUGGCUUAGUGCCUGCAUUCUCCAGAGACCACGGAGCCAGAGGGAACCUUCAGGCUCAGCAA
This is a messenger RNA of Myotis brandtii (Brandt's bat), 1455 nucleotides long. RefSeq names its product cannabinoid receptor 2 (macrophage) (gene CNR2). Lineage: Eukaryota; Metazoa; Chordata; Mammalia; Chiroptera; Vespertilionidae. Bases 34 to 1092 code for a protein of 352 amino acids. The record is from RefSeq and is a predicted model, not a curated record. Gene Ontology annotation, molecular function: cannabinoid receptor activity. The transcript has a single exon. Gene Ontology annotation, biological process: cannabinoid signaling pathway. Gene Ontology annotation, cellular component: membrane.